Messenger RNA from Dromiciops gliroides (monito del monte), 7490 nucleotides. Its product is annotated as zinc finger protein 420-like. The coding region runs from base 942 to 3410 and encodes 822 amino acids. Gene Ontology annotation, molecular function: RNA polymerase II cis-regulatory region sequence-specific DNA binding; DNA-binding transcription factor activity. Gene Ontology annotation, biological process: regulation of transcription by RNA polymerase II. The transcript has 10 exons. Lineage: Eukaryota; Metazoa; Chordata; Mammalia; Microbiotheria; Microbiotheriidae. The record is from RefSeq and is a predicted model, not a curated record.
GCGCAGUGGGUAGAGCACGGUCCCUGGAGUCAGGAGGGCCUGAGUUCAAAUCCAGACCCAGACACUUGACACUUACUGUCACUGAUGUAAAAUGCAGGGACAGACCUGGAUGCGGCACCUGGCGUUUGGCAAAUAUGAAGUGCCCCCCCUUCCAGGAGCUCCCAGUCUGAUGCCUAGAACCGAGGGUGUUCAUUCGACCCAGGAGGGACUAAGGCUUUGGUCAAGCCUGCAGGAGAUGCCUGGGCAGGGGGUGGGCAUGUGUUUGCAGGUGGGUGGUCAGCACAUACCCGCCCCUGGUGUCCCGGAUGGAGACUGGGCUCUGCUGGUCCUCAAGUGAGCAGCAUCCAGACCUUUCCUAGUUUGAGCCUCAAGUUGUGCUCUGCUUCCGGAGUGGGGCUGGGCGUCAGGCCCCAUGGGAUGGCCGGCCCACCUGGCCCACAGUUCCCUAAGGCCUUUUCCAAGAGCUUUGUGGCUGAGAAUGAUGUGAAGGGGGAGAUCCUGUAACUUGGGCUCUGCUUGGCGUGACAGGACUUUUGGGAACCCCUUGGCCUUCCUGCUGCAGGAAGGAGCCAUCUCAGCCACACACACAGAUGGUGACACCUCGGAUUUGGCCAUCAUCUCUCCCAUGUUCAUGAGCUCUGAGAUGCUCUUAUCUGAUCACAAGCAGACACCAUUCCAUCUCUGCCUCAGACCCAAGCCCUGUUCAGGGCACUGCUUUACCCAGCAUCAGAACAUCACAGACUGAAUUUUGAGACUACAAGAGGGCCAACCUAGGGACUGAAGGCACAAGCCUGGGUUCGUAGACCAGAGCCUGGGCCUCCGUGAUCUGCUGUGACCCCAGGAUUGGCCUUGACUUGCCCGUGGGCUUCCUUUACCCUCUUGAUUUUGAGUGAGCUUGCGCUGGACUGCCUCAAGCCUCUGGCCAUUGCCAGGAGAGGAGCAUGGAGGACGAGGGGGUAGUGACGUCAGGCUCCCGAGCAGCCAGACCCCAGAGGGCCAUCCCAUAUAACAAAAAAAAAUAUUUUUUAAAGACAAAAGCAAAAAAGAAAACGAGAGGAAAAAAACCAGUACAACUGAUCAAUACAAUGAAAAAGCCUGAAAACACGAGCACCGGGCCACCCCUGCGGACCUCCCAGUUCCAUCAAAGGGUAUCAGUGACAUUCAAGGACGUGGCUGUGGACUUCACCCAGGAGGAGUGGGGGCAACUGGACCCUUCUCAGAGGAGCCUCUAUCGGGACGUGAUGCUGGAGAACUAUGAGAACCUUGUCUCCCUGGGGGUAGGGCUUCCAGUAUCCAAACCUGAUGUGAUCUCCCAGUUGGAGAGAGGAAGAGUACCUUGGAUGCGAGAUGGAGAGAUCCUAAGAGGUCUUUGUCCAGAGACUACAUCUGAAACUGUGGACUCUCCAAAGCAGAGUAUUUAUAUAAGAGUACCAUCCCAGGGACGACUCAAAAAGGAUGAUCCCAAGAUGGAAAAGAUGUGGGAAAGUGACGUCAGGCUAGAGAGGAAGAAGAGCAACCAGAGGAAACAAUCCAGACAAGUAACAAUCACUCCAAAAAAUCUUGGCAAACAGAGGCAUUUCCAUGAAAGUAAUACACGUGGGAGAAAGUUUAGUUCAGGUUCAAUCUUUGUUUCAAAACAGAAUGUUCCUUCAGGGAAAAGUCACCAGAAUUAUGGUACACAAGGAAAUAGCAUCAAACUAAUUUCAGACCUAGUUAAACAUAGUAAAGUCUCUAAAGGGAAGACCCUUUCUAAAUAUAAUUGUAAGAAGUCAUUCAGUUAUCACUCAGACUUUGUUCAGUUUCAUCCAAUGCAUUCUGGAGACAAACCAUGUAAAUGUAAUGAAUGUGAGAAAGCCCUUAAUAAGAGCUCACAUCUUGCUGAAAACCAGAGAAUUCAUCCCGGAAAGAAAAAUGAAUGUGAGAAAGAGUUAAACCAUGGUGGAAGCUUGUCUCAAAACAAGAGGGUUAAUAUUGGAGAGAAACCUUUUAAAUGUCAUUAUUGUGGCAAGGCUUUUAGCAACAACUCAAGCCUGAUUCUGCAUCUAAGAAUUCAUACUGGUGAGAAGCCCUUUGAAUGUAAUGAAUGUGGCAAAGCUUUCAGCCAGAGGGGAAACCUCAAUGAACAUAAGAAAAUUCAUACUGGAGAAAAACCCUUCAAGUGUAAUGAAUGUGGCAAAGCCUUCAGCAGCAAUUCUAGCCUUACUUUACAUCAAAGAGUUCACACAGGAGAAAAACCUUUUAAGUGUAAUGAAUGUGGGAAAGCCUUCAGCCAGAGGGGAAACCUCAAUGAACAUAAGAGAACUCAUACUGGAGAAAAACCUUUUGAGUGCAAUGAAUGUGGCAAAGCGUUCAGCCAGAGGGGACACCUUACUGAACAUCAGAGAAUUCAUUCUGGAGAAAAACACUUUGAAUGCAGUGAAUGUGGGAAAGCCUUCAACCAUAGAGUGUCCCUUAUUGAUCAUCAGAGAAUUCAUACAGGAGAGAAACCCUUUGAGUGUAAUGAAUGUGGGAAAGCCUUCAACCAGAGAGGACACCUUAAUGAACAUAAAAGAAUUCAUACUGGAGAGAAACCUUUUGAAUGUAAUGAAUGUGGAAAAGCCUUCAUCCAUAAGGGAAGCCUUACUGAGCAUCAGAGAAUUCAUGCUGGAGAGAAACCCCUUGAAUGUAAUGAAUGUGGCAAAACCUUCAGCCAUCGGACUUCCCUUUAUUCUCAUCUGAGAAUUCAUACAGGAGAGAAACCCUUUGAAUGUAAUGAUUGUGGGAAAGCUUUCAGCCAUAAUGCAUCUCUUAUAUAUCAUCAGAGAAUUCAUACUGGGGAGAAACCUUUUGAAUGUAAUGAAUGUGGGAAAACCUUCAGCCAUAGGAGAUCCCUUCUCCAUCAUCAGAGAGUUCAUACCGGAGAGAAACCCUUUCAAUGUAAUGAGUGUGGGAAAGCCUUUAGCCAGCGAGGGAACCUUUUUUAUCAUCAGAGAAUUCACACUGGAGAGAAACCCUUUGAAUGUAAUGAAUGUGGAAAAGCCUUCAGUCAUAGUACAUCCCUUAUUUAUCAUCAUAGAGUUCAUACUGGUGAGAAACCCUUUGAGUGCAAUGAAUGUGGAAAAGCAUUCAGCCAGAGGGGGCAACUUAAUAAGCAUCAAAGAAUUCAUACUGGAGAGAAACCUUGUAAAUGUAAUGAAUGUGGGAAAACUUUCAGUCAGACAGGACACCUUCUUAGACAUCAGAGAGUUCAUACUGGAGAGAAACCCUUUGCAUGUAAUAAAUGUGGCAAGUCCUUCAGCCAGAGGGGAAGCCUUGUUCUACACCAGAGAAUUCAUACUAGAGAGAAACCCUUUCAUUGCAGUGUGUGUUCAAAAGCCUUCAGUCAUAGGACAUCCCUCAUUUGUCACCAGAAAAUUCACAAUGGAAAAUAAGCCAAUGAAUAUAAUGAAUUUGGAAACUCCUAAAGCUUUGAUCAUUCAUGAUGACCAUUAUAAAGGUCUUGUGGUGGAUAGAAGCUAUAAAGAACCAACUAAUUUGAUAAAUCUUAGCCAUGGGAACACCCUACUAAAUACCAGAAAAUUCAUAAUGGGCAACCCAUAAGUAUAAUGACUGUCAGACUGCCUUGAGCACUACCUGAGCCCUUCAAGAGCUAAAAAAUUCACGUUGAAGAGAAACCAUAUAAAAGUCAUAACUGACAAAACCUUUGAUGACAUCACAGACUUUAUGUUGGAGAUUAAUGAUUAAUGAUGGGGAUGGAAUAUUCUGAGGAAGGCUUCAUGAAGAACUGCCACUUGUCAAAUCCUGUAUAGUUAAGAUGGGAGACUUCACCACCAACUACAUUAUCUUUUGGCUUAAGAGAUAAAAAAGCAUACCUCCCGGGGGCAGCUGGGUGGCACAGUGGAUAAAGCGCCAGCCCUGGAUUCAGGAGGACCUGAGUUCAAAUCGGACCUCAGACACUUGACACUAGCUGUGUGACCCUGGGCAAGUCACUUAACCCUCACUGACCUGCAAAAAAAACAAACAAACAAACAAACAAAAAAGCAUACCUCCCUUUAUCACCCUUCCUGUAAUACACAUUAGCUGCCUACAGUAACAAGUUCUGCAAUAAGUAUGCUCAAGCAGGAUCUGAAAAGGCAUUUAUGUAACCAAGGUUACAAAAAUGUUUAGUAAAACCACUAAAGUGUUAUAUUUAUUUACUUGUAAGGGAUUCUCUUCUCCCCAUACUUUUCUUUAAUUUUUCCCUUUAAAAAUUUUAAACUUACUAUCCAACAACAAAAAAUACAGUUGCACACGUGAGGUAAUAAAAUAUUAUGAAACUGUAGACCCCAUUCUUUGUAGUUUGUUCAACAAAAGCUGUGUACAUUCACUUCAGCAGGUCAGUCAGUGGUGGGCUGUCUGCCAUUUACUACCUUUGUGGCCUUUGGUAAGUCACUCAACCCCUCUCUGUAUAAAGAGUAAUUUCCCAGUAGGAGUUCAGUGCUUAACAGUUCCUCCUAUUUCUAUUGAGGGUCCCAAAAGCAUUCUUCUGAUCACCCAGGUGUACAGCCUUGGUGUCAUCUUUCCUUCUCUAUCCUCUUCUCCUAGUCAUUAUGACCUGUGGUUUCCACUUCCAUGUCCUCUUUCCCCUCAGGUUAUACCCUACUUUGGAACUUUAGAACAUCUCACUUGGACUACUGUAGUAGCUUUCUGAUUGUUCUCCCUGUCCCCUCUCUUCUUGAAAAGAACAGUUUUAUCCAGGUGGUGGGCUCAGAGAGGCAGAUGGCAAGCCUUUGUGGAGUAGAAUUUGAAGAAGUGCAGCCUCUAAGUGUAGAUGGCUUUUUUCCAUCCUGAAGUAAUGGAAGGGUCAAAUGGAGGGAAUUAAGAAAAAACAUUGGUGCAGGCAAAGUAUAAAGGCAGGUCUUUGGAGUGGAAUAAGUUAUUGUAUCAUGUAUGUGGCUUGAGGAUAAAAAGCUGAAACAGACUCUGUAGGGAGUAUUUGUUUUAAAGGCUAUUAAUUAGUAUGUGAGAAAUGAAAAAAAAAAAUCCAGUCUGAGUUUUUUCUUAGCAAUCAGUUAUCUCCUUUAACAUGCAUAUUUGUUGUAAGUUGUCAUUGCUGCUGGGUAAGACAAAUUCCCUCCCUCUCCUACCCAACCUCUUGCUGAAAAUCCAGUAGAGAGAAAGCUUGAAAAAGGGGAGAAGAGGACAGAAAGGACAAAGCUCCCUCUAGUAGACCAUAGAAGGGAGAGCUUCUGAAGAGUCCAUAUACCCUGAUUCUUAGUUGACAAUCAGGUAUGAGGCAGCCCCAGUCACUAGAGACCAAUCGGGUUUUUUGUUGUUGUUUGUUUCGUUUUGUUUUGUUUUUUCCAUCCUCCCAGAAAUACCCUGGGGCAAAUGUCUAGUUCCAUGAGAUGCUCCGAAAUUUCAUCAAAUGGAUGAAUGGAUGGAAAUUUGUCAAAUCAUGCAAGGUUCUUCUGAUCACCUCUGCCACAAAUAGAGUUAUGUCUUGUGUUUAAAAAAAGUUUCUAUUGUUUUUUUCUCUUAACUUUAAAUCAUCAACAAAUGCUGUUUUUUCAGACUUUAUUUGAACAUCUUCAUAUAGUGUAGAUUUUUUUUGUUUGUGUGCUGUAAUAUGUUGAUAAUAUUGUUUAUGAGUACCCACAUUUCAUUCCUACAAUAAACCCUGCUUAGUUAUUGGAAAGUAAACUCCCAGAGGGCAUGGACUGUUUUUCUUUUUAUCCCCCAACGCCGUGUCUGGCAUUUAGUGCUAAUCACUAGGUGAUUAAAUAAUACUUGUUGAUUGAUGAUGAAUAAUUAUGUUUCCAUAAUUUAUAAACUAAUAUUUAAUAUUUUGCAUGCAUAUCAAAUAGAAAAUGUAUAUGAUUUUAUUUUCUAGCAUUGUUUUGCUGAAAUUUGCUCAUUUAAUGCAGUACCAAUCAGAAUUUUAAAGGGUAUUAUUAUUCAUAAAGCUGAAUAAGAGGAUGAUGAAAUGUACAUGGAAAAAUCAGAGUUUCACAUGGCCAGUGAGGGCUUCCUUCACCAAGUUGAUCACUUGGCCUCCUUGUCAGUCCUAUAUCUGGAAUGUGGCCACCUCCUAUUUGUGUCUUUUUGGCAGUUAUAAGACCUCAAAAAAUAACCUGUAGGCCUCUGGAGCUGAGUAAGCAGACAGAAAACAGCUACAGGAUACUUGUGUAUGCUCUGAAGUAAAGACCCAAUGCCACAAUUAGAUAUGCCCAGAAGCAGACUCACCGAGUUUUUGUUUUUGUUUUUGUUUUCCUUUAACAGGGCAAUGAGGGUUAAGUGACUUGCCCAAGGUCACACAGCUAGUAAGUGUCAAGUGUCUGAGGCCGGAUUUGAACUCAGGUCCUCCUGAAUCCAGGGCCAGUGCUCUAUCCACUGUGCUACCUAGCUGCCCCCAGGCUCACCGAGUUUUAUUUGAGGGAUAUUAGACUAUGAGCUCCCUGAGAACAGGAACUCCUUUACUUUUCCUCAUAGCCCUGGUGCUAAGCACCUGGCACAUGGUAGGUGCUUAAUAUUUAUUGACUAACCCAUUGGUAGGAGUAAACUAGCUUAUACCCAAUUGAUGUUUUUACACUAAAUACUUUCCACAUUUUAGAUAAACUUUAGGAUUUUUGAACCAUAACUUUUAUUAUAAUUAACAUCAUCCCUGAGGUUGGGGGGUUAAUGAACUUUAUUAGCAUGAGAGUGGUGAACCUAAGUCUGCUAUUUAGAGAUUCUCUGAAUUGCAAGGCUGGGAGUACCCUAGUCCCUGUGCUCUCAGAGCCACGAUUCUUAUGAAUUAGGUAAAUGAAUACGAAAUAUAUUCAAAGAAAAUAAAAAGUAAUUUCAGGAGGAAGACUCAUUAGAGAAAUCACAAGAGGCCUCAGAAGUUAGUCUGUGGUUGUUGUCUUUUAUUCUCAAAGAGGACCAAAAUGGCAUCACUAUGUUGGGGUCAAAGUACAGUGUGUGUUGUGACUGGCUAAUCAGACCAAUUUGAGCUUGGAAAAUUUUGGCAUAGGUUGGGCACAAAAAGUCCAUAUGAACAUUUGUAGUGAAGAUGUCUCUAAAUUUGCAAAAAUCACAUUUCAGUUACUGCAAUUUUGUUUUGCUCAUUAAUGCGGGCACACCAUUCUGGGCAAUCAUGUACCAGUGUUUCCCAUGUCCCACAAUUGACUCUGUAGUUCCUUUUGGGGGGGGGUAGGUGUAGGAGGGCUGGGGAAGCAAUCAGAGUUAAGUGAUUUGCCCAGGAUCACACAGCUAGUGUCAGAGGUGAGAUUUGAACUCAGGUCCUCCUGACUCUUAGCUGGCCCCAGUUCCAUAGUUCUUCAGAGAGAGACCCUGAAAGUUUCCUUGUAUUGCUUCUUCUUACCUCUAUGUGAGCACCUUCCUUGUAUUGCUUCUCUGUAAAAUAGUCUUUUAGGCCAAUAUACAUUUGGCACUUGGACAGCGUGGCCAGCCCAUCAGAGUUGCAUGCCCUGUAGGAGAAUUUGAACACUUGGCAGUUGAGCUUGAGAAAGGACCUCAUUGUCAACUAU